UUCAUUUAAACACAGGUGUGUGGGACGAGAGUGAGAGUUGUGUCCGGUGAUCUGAGUGUAAGAGUUUUCGUUGCUGUAUCAAGAGUAAGAAUUUGGAUAAGUUUGAACUGCCUGGAGUCUGUAGAUGUUUAAAAAGCCGCCGACAAUGAAACGACGAGACUGAAGAUUACGGCGUUACAGGAGUUUCGCUGGCUGCACAGUGGACGAGUGUCGGAUGUUCACUACAGCACGCGUUAAUCAGCUGUGUUUGUACUACGCGGGAUUGGGACAGUAACUUUGAGUGAGUUUCGUGUUGUCUUGGCCGGACCGCAAAUCCACUGAGUGUGCGUUGGACUCCAGGUGAACAGUUCAUCCAUUUACUUCAACGACGGAACUUAUUCAUCAAUGACUCUCAGAAAAGCUGGGUUUAACGGACAUCUAACCCAGACCACACCACAGCCACAUGGCCACACACACAAACAUCAAUAAUUUUUCUUUUAAACCUUCUGUUUAAGAAAACGCGUGAGAUCCAUUGAUUUACUAUUGAUGACUUAUAGACGUGUGUGUUCUUCUCCCUCUUUUGAAAGACGACUGUGAUGUAUGGAUGCUGACUUACACGGUACUUUAUUUCAGGAGAUGAUUUAUUUUUUGCUGUUUAUUUGUUGUGUACCUUGACAUGCUUUGAAUAAGGGAUAGUGGGAAAAGAAACGGGCCCCACUCUGGGUUAAAUUAAAAAAGAAACACAUCUGUGCAAUUGUAAGAGAGUGGUUACUUUUUUUUUUUUUUUUUUUUUUCCCACUGUUCUGUGAAGUGGUUUAAGGUAACGGGCAUAGCUCGAAUCACUAUGUCACAAUAUAAUCCUUUUACAAAUCGCUUGCCUAAUGUCCCUUCUGAGACCUGAAUGGUUUCUGAUUGUCACUGGAGAGCAAAGCAAACAAACAGCAUUUUAAAACCACUGUGCAAAUAUAAUUAUCAUGAAGAACCCAGUGACUAAUUACAUUCAGUUCAUUUGUGUAUCAUGCAGUGCCCUGCUGUCACAGCCCUCGCAGACAGUUCUCCACCACGCCACCAGAGGGCAUCCUCUUCUGAAUUAUGAACACUUCUUUGGUGGUUAUGCUGGAGAGAACAACAGCGGCAGUAAAGUAAAAUGGCUUGUAAGUUUUCAGAGGAGGAUUUCUCCUGUCCUGUGUGCUGUGAAAUCUUCAAGGAUCCUGUUGUUCUGCACUGCAGUCACAGUGUGUGUAAAGUGUGUUUGCAGCAGUUCUGGGAGACCAAAGGAUCCAGAGAAUGUCCUGUUUGUAGGACAAAGUCAUCUAUGGAAACUCCACCUAUAAGUCUGGCCUUAAAGAACCUGUGUGAGACUUUCUUACAGGAGAGAAGUCAAAGAUCUUCAUCAGCGUCUGAAACAGUCUGCAGUCUGCACAGUGAGAAACUCAAACUCUUCUGUCUGGAUGAUCAACAGCCGGUGUGUUUGGUGUGUCAGACUUCAAGAAAACACACCAACCACAAAUUCUGCCCCAUUGAUGAGGCAGCAACAGACUGUAAGGAGGAGCUGAAAACUGCACUGAAGCCCCUACAGGAGAAGCUGAAGAUCUUUAAAGACUGUAAACUGAACUGGAGUCAGACUGCAGAACAUAUAAAGAUUCAGGCCCAACACACAGAGCGGCAGAUUAAAGAGGCAUUUGAGAAGCUUCACCAGUUUCUACGAGAUGAAGAGGCAGCCAGGAUCGCUGCACUGAGAGAGGAAGAGGAGCAGAAGAGUCAGAUGAUGAAGGAGAAGAUUGAGAAACUGAGCAGAGACAUAUCAUCUCUUUCAGACACAAUCAGAUCCAUAGAAGAGGAGAUGAGAGCUGAAGACGUCUUGUUCUUACAAAACUACAAGGCCACAGUUAAAAGAGCUCAGUGCACACUGCAGCAUCCAGAGGAGCUUUCAGGAGCACUGAUCCAUGUGGCAAAACAUCUGUCCAACCUGAAGUUCAGAGUCUGGGAGAAGAUGCAGCACGCUGUCCAAUACACGCCGGUAAUUCUGGACCUGAACACUGCUCAUCCUGGACUCAUUGUAUCUGAUGAUCUGACCAGUGUGAUACGCAAUUUUAUAUAUUUUGGGAAACAGAAAAUUCCUGAUAAUCCAGAGAGAUUUGAUGAUCGUUUGUGCAUCCUGGGCUCUGAGGGCUUUAACUCAGGGACACACUGCUGGGAUGUUGAAGUUGGAGACUGUACAGAAUGGUAUGUGGGUGUGAUGACAGAAUCUGCUCAGAGGAAGGGAAAUGUAUUCUCCAGAGGUGGAAUUUGGUAUGUGUGGUAUUAUGAUGGUGUAUAUAAAGCUGGUUAUACACCUAAAAGAUUCGGUUUCCUCUCACUAGAACAGAAGCUGAAGAGGAUCAGAGUGCAGCUGGACUGGGACAGAGGAGAGCUGUCAUUCUCCGACCCUCUCACUAACACACACAUACACACUUUCACACACACAUUUAUUAAUAAAUUACUGCCAUUCCUUGGUGUUUUUGAUACAGACUCUCCUCUAAAGAUCCUCCCACUUCAGUGCUCUGUAAGAGUGAAUCAGAUCAGUUAGAGCUGAUAUUAUUUAUUCCAGUUCAUUAAUGAAAUAUUGCUGAUGAAAAGAUUUAUGUUCUUUGUGAACAUUUUUACAGGAAGCCCUGAAAAAGUGAUAUGCCAUUUUUUUUACUUAAUUGGUAAUAGUCAUAGAAUAUUUUGAAAUUAAUUAUUAACUCAAAAUAUUAUAAUAAUAGUGGCCCCAAAAAAGUGUUUGGACACUUACAAAUGUAUGAAUUUCAAUGCAUUAAAAAAAAAAACAUGUCAGACCAAUUGGCAUUUAUUUUAAAGAAAGAUAAAGUCUUCCUGAAUCUGACUGCAUAUUGUCUGUUUUCAUUCAUAAAUGCUACAUCUUUGAACUGUUUUACACAUUUUGUUGAUCUGGUGAAAGAGUAAAAACUUACCUCCCUC
Molecule: messenger RNA, 2940 nt
Organism: Pangasianodon hypophthalmus (striped catfish)
Lineage: Eukaryota; Metazoa; Chordata; Actinopteri; Siluriformes; Pangasiidae
Product: E3 ubiquitin-protein ligase TRIM35-like
Exons: 6
Coding region: 1127-2548 (473 amino acids)
Molecular function (GO): protein binding; zinc ion binding
Source: RefSeq, a predicted model, not a curated record